Terrapene triunguis (Three-toed box turtle) is the source of this 868-nucleotide messenger RNA. Its product is annotated as bcl-2 homologous antagonist/killer-like. Gene Ontology annotation, cellular component: mitochondrial outer membrane. The transcript is spliced from 5 exons. Gene Ontology annotation, molecular function: protein homodimerization activity; protein heterodimerization activity. Gene Ontology annotation, biological process: extrinsic apoptotic signaling pathway in absence of ligand; regulation of apoptotic process; intrinsic apoptotic signaling pathway in response to DNA damage. The record is from RefSeq and is a predicted model, not a curated record. NCBI's taxonomy places the organism in Eukaryota, Metazoa, Chordata, Testudines, Emydidae. Bases 7 to 660 code for a protein of 217 amino acids.
UCCACCAUGGCCUCUGGGAACAGCAGUGACCCACCAGACCGUCAUCGGCGCAGGGCCAGAGAGGGGCGUAGACCGUCGCUGAGGCUCAAUUCAGAAGAUCAGGUGGCCCAAGAGACCGAGGAGGUGUUCCGGAGCUAUGCCUUCUACCGCUACCAGCAGGAGAGGGAAGAGGGUGGAGGGGAGGUGCCGAUGGACCCCGAGAUUGCAGAGAUCCAGCAGGAGCCGGGCAGCACCAGUAACCAGGUGGGCAGGCGCCUGGCUAUCAUAGGAGAUGACAUCAACAUGCGGUAUGACGCAGAGUUUCAGAACAUGCUGAAGACCCUGCAGCCCACGAAGGACAAUGCCUAUGAGUACUUCACUAAGAUAGCCUCCAGCUUGUUUGACAGCGGCAUUAACUGGGGCAGGGUGAUUGCGCUGCUGGGGUUCGGUUACCGGAUGGCGAUUCAUGUGUACCAGCACGGGGUGACCGGCUUCCUCCGGAGCAUCGCUCGCUACGUGGCAGAAUUCGUGCUCCGCAACCGCAUCGCCCAGUGGAUCGCCGACCAAGGAGGAUGGGUGGCAGCACUGGAGUUGGAUAACGUUUACGUGUUGUACAUGAUGGGAGUGUUGGUCGUGGUCCUGCUGGGUCAUUUGGUGGUACGACGCUUCUUCAGCCCAUGACUGGAGUGGAGGCCGAGGCCGGCGAUCCGGCCAAACUCUCUCUCUCAAUACUUCACGCCGUCAUAAAGACAUCUCCUGAGAGAGAGGGGCUCAGGGAACAAACAAGGGAGAGCAGUUUGGAAAUGAUGACUCCUCUUCGGAGACAGCACCAUCCACGGAGAGACUGCCAUCCGUGGGGAGACUGCCAAGAACUACACAGAGAGGCGUU